Pseudomyrmex gracilis is the source of this 1523-nucleotide messenger RNA. It is a transcript of the gene Dak1, whose product is annotated as UMP-CMP kinase. Gene Ontology annotation, biological process: 'de novo' pyrimidine nucleobase biosynthetic process; UDP biosynthetic process; CDP biosynthetic process. The transcript has 2 exons. Bases 119 to 775 code for a protein of 218 amino acids. Gene Ontology annotation, molecular function: ATP binding; UMP kinase activity. The record is from RefSeq and is a predicted model, not a curated record. Lineage: Eukaryota; Metazoa; Arthropoda; Insecta; Hymenoptera; Formicidae. Gene Ontology annotation, cellular component: nucleus; cytoplasm.
GUGACGUAAACACGUGUGCAUACGCGCGCUAUAGAGAUACAUAUAUUAUAUAUAUGUAUAUAUAUAUAUAUGCAUAUAUACGCACUAGCCUUUGAACACCAGUUAUCCUGUUCGAUAUAUGCUGCUGGUCAGUCUCGCGACCGGUGCGCGACGUUGUCUACGUGCGACCAUGUCCGCCGUCACGACGAAGAAGCCGGAAGUUGUGUUCGUCCUCGGUGGCCCGGGUGCUGGUAAGGGCACGCUUUGCCGCUACAUCGUCGACCACUAUGGUUAUGUGCAUCUGUCGGCCGGCGAUCUCCUGCGCGAGGAGCGCGCCAAACCCGGCUCGAUAUACGGCGAGCUCAUCGAGACUCACAUCCGAAACGGCACGAUCGUACCCGUGGAGAUCACUUGCAGUCUGCUCGACCGUGCCAUGCAAACAUCCGAGAAUCCGCACCACCGUUUCCUGAUCGACGGCUUCCCCAGGAAUCAGGAUAACCUCGACGGUUGGAACAAGGUGAUGUCGAACAAGGUCGUUCUGAAGGGCGUGAUAUUUUGCGAGUGCAGCCAGGAGGUUUGCACUCAGCGUUGCCUGAAUCGCGGCGCCCGCGGAAGCGGCCGGAGCGACGACAACGAGCAGUCCCUGAUUCUGCGUCAUCAAACGUAUCUGAAGAACACACUGCCCAUCAUCGAGAUGUACGAGAAACAGGGACUGGUUUACAAAGUCAACGGCAUGAAAACGCCGGAGGAGGUGUUUCAGGACGUUGCGGAUUACUUUCCCAAGAUAGGCUGGUAAUAGAUCAAAUUCUUUUUUGAUCUGUUUGAUUUUUCUCGGAUUUUCUUCGAACAUAUCUUGCGGAAACGGUUUUUUCUUGCGGUAUUAUUGUACUAUAUAUAUAUUUUACUUUUGAUAGAUCAGAGCAUAAUCUCUUUACUUUUUUUUUUUUUUUUUUUGGUGUAUAGUCAUUUUUUGAGAAUAGUAUUUCGACGGGCACUGGUUUCUUGGGACAUAAGUUUUAUUUGGAAUACAAGAUUCGUAGCUUGUAUUCUGUUUCACAAUCCAAUACUGUUGUUUUACUGCAAUUUUUUUUGUUUUUUAUAUAUAUAUAUAUAUAUAGGUGCAUUGGAACUUAUACACAUUCUGAACGGAAGAUUCCCUUACAGCUUACGGAGACAAUUGUAUUUAUAUUAAACCCACGCAGUGUAGUUGUACAACAAUUUGGAAUAUUUGUAAAUAUUCUAUGCCUGAACUAAUGCUAGUAGCGAAAUAUGAAAUUCUUUGAUACGAAUGUUAUUAGAACUUAGCAUUGGCACAUGAUUUAUAUACAUACAUACAUAUGUAUAUAUAUAUUUAUAAAAUAAUUUAUAUUUGUAAAAAUGAUAAUAGCUCAAGCAAAACGUUACUACCAUUAUUGAAUUGAAGAAAAAUUUAACGCGCGCGCGCGCGAUUGUUGACGCAGAUAUUGAUGCGAAGGGAUGUAAGAUAAUUGUGUAUUUUUCAGUUUUACACACAUGUAAAAAAAUAUAUUCAUAAUUACAUCCGA